Drosophila sulfurigaster albostrigata is the source of this 929-nucleotide messenger RNA. RefSeq lists its product as uncharacterized. The record is from RefSeq and is a predicted model, not a curated record. NCBI's taxonomy places the organism in Eukaryota, Metazoa, Arthropoda, Insecta, Diptera, Drosophilidae. The transcript is spliced from 3 exons. Bases 27 to 728 code for a protein of 233 amino acids.
AGCUUCACCAGUUGAAUCCAAACCACAUGCAAAGCAUUUGCACAAUGGCUUCCAGAGGCUUCAAUUGGGGACUUGGACUCUUCUUCGGUCUGUUGUUGAGCCUUUGUUCGACGCCCUCGACAAUUGGUCAAAAUGUUCCAGUGCCCUGCGAUGUCAGCCCUAGCAUUGCCCUCGACUUGAACCAGUUUGCGGGCAUUUGGUGGGAGAUUGUGCGUCAACCGGUGGGCACCAACUUCUGCACCCAGAUCAAUGUGACAGUGUUGAAUCAGGCCGAGAAUAAUGUGCUGAUCGAUACCACCUACUCGAAUACUGUGACUUAUCCAUGGGUGAAUCAGACGAUGAAUGCCACGCUGACUGUGCUCAACGACACUGAAGAAGCGAAUGGCUACAAUUUCACCUAUUGGAAUGCACCCAGCUAUACACCCUACACGGUCUUCAAGGUCCUCGACACCGACUACGCCAACUAUGCCUUCAUCUGUGGCUACACGAAUGCCACCGAUAACUCGACAGCCUUUGGCAUGGUCAUUGCCCGCAAUCGAACUCUGUCGACUGUCUAUUUGGAUUCUCUGGAGAGCGAGAGUUCGGCCAAAUACGACAAUUUCGCCAAUGGCACCAUGACCCUAAUCACCCAGGACGAUACGUGUUUGGGAAACGGAGCUGAUCCCUCGACGGCAUUCACUGUUUUCUACGCGGUCUUUGCAUUUGUUAUUUACCAACUGACUAAGUAACUUAAAAGUACAGUUGUGAGUGGCAUGAUCCAUUUCCAGUGUUGGUAAACUAUUAGUAAAUUGAAAAUAAAAUUUAUACUAACUAAGAACAAAAAUGAUUUGUUAACUCGAAAGUUACUUCAAGAAAUAAAAUCUAAUUAACAUACUAAAAAUAUAUUGACGAGCUAAGUUCAUGAAUUUUAGCCAGUGUUGGUAAACAUA